UUUACAACAUCUUUGCCAAAACGAAUCGAAUUGGUUAUUUAUUCACUGCAAGAAAUGAAAUUGGAUUGAAGUGUGCAUGGAUUUGUACAAGCUGAGGUUUGGCUCCCUGUAGACGGUGAUGGCGCCAGGGGAUAUGGUGCCGGAACAUGCCAAGCAGCAUAAGCUCAAACAGGAGAAGGAGAAGCUUCAGAGCACCACCAGGCCUGAUAGAGACUCUGAGCCAGAUGGAUCUUUUGUCUUUGAGGCCCACGAUGCAUGGAAGGACUUCCACAACUCUUUGCGCCAGUUCUACGAAGUGGGGGAGCUCUGUGAUGUUACACUGAAGGUGGGAAGCAGGCUGAUACCAUGCCACAAGCUGGUGCUGGCCUGUGUCAUCCCUUACUUCAGGGCCAUGUUCUUGUCUGAGAUGUCAGAGGCCAAACAGGACCUGAUAGAGAUCAAGGACUUUGACGGAGGCGCCAUCCACGACCUGGUGCGUUUUGCCUACUCCUCCCGCCUGACCCUGACAGUGGACAACGUGCAGCCUCUCCUCUAUGCAGCCUGUAUUCUGCAGGUGGAGCUGGUCGCCAGGGCCUGCUGUGAGUAUAUGAAGGCACACUUCCACCCCUCCAACUGCCUGGCUGUCCGCACCUUUGCCGAGAGCCACAACCGCGUCGACCUGAUGGACAUGGCGGACCGGUAUGCUUGCGAGCACUUCCGGGAGGUGGUGGACUGUGAGGACUUCCUGUGCGUGUCGCCUCAGCACCUGAGAACCCUGCUGUCCUCCAGCGAACUGAACAUCCACUCUGAGAGACAGGUUUACAACGCUGCUGUCAAGUGGCUGAAGGCCAACCCCCAGCACCAUGAGGCCUGGCUGGAACAGAUCAUGACUCAGGUGCGCCUCCCCCUGCUCCCAGUAGACUUCCUGACAGGCACGGUGGCCAAGGAAGAGAUGAUCAAAGGAAAUCUGAGCUGCCGGGAUCUGCUGGAUGAGGCCAGGAACUAUCACCUGCACCUCAGCAACAAGGUGGUGCCUGACUUUGAGUAUUCAGUCCGCACCACGCCUAGGAAACAUACUGCAGGGGUAUUGUUCUGUGUUGGUGGCCGGGGAGGUUCUGGUGACCCGUUCCGCAGCAUCGAGUGUUACUCCAUCAGCAAGAACAGUUGGUUCUUCGGGCCUGAGAUGAACAGCAGGAGACGCCAUGUUGGAGUAAUUUCUGUAGGAGGUAAAGUGUAUGCAGUAGGGGGCCAUGAUGGUAGUGAACACCUGGGCAACAUGGAGAUGUUUGAUCCUCUCACCAACAAGUGGAUGAUGAAAGCUUCCAUGAACACUAAAAGGAGAGGCAUAGCUUUGGCAGCUCUGGGAGGUCCUAUCUACGCCAUCGGUGGUCUAGAUGACAACUCCUGUUUCAACGAUGUAGAGAGAUACGACAUCGAGAGUGACCACUGGAGUGCUGUGGCUCCCAUGAACACGCCCAGAGGUGGAGUGGGCUCUGUGGCCUUAGGGAGCCACGUGUAUGCUGUGGGGGGUAACGACGGUGUGGCCUCUCUAUCCAGUGUGGAGAGGUUUGACCCACAUCUCAACAAGUGGACGGAGGUCAGGGAGAUGGGCCAGAGACGGGCAGGGAACGGAGUCAGCGAGCUCAACGGGUGUCUCUAUGUAGUGGGUGGUUUUGAUGACAACUCCCCGCUGAGUUCUGUGGAGCGUUUUGACCCCCGUCUGAGUCGCUGGGACUACGUCUCUGAGCUGACCACGCCCCGGGGCGGAGUGGGUGUGGCCACGGUUAUGGGUUGCGUGUUUGCGGUUGGAGGUCACAACGGGAACAUCUACCUCAACACAGUGGAAGCCUUUGACCCCCGCAUGAACAGAUGGGAGCUGGUGGGAUCGGUGUCUCACUGUCGGGCCGGCGCAGGAGUGGCUGUCUGCUCCUCUCACAUCAGCCAUAUCAGGGACGUGGGCCAGGGCUCCAGCAACGUGGUGGACUGCAUGUGAUCCCUGAGCUGAUCACACCGACCGACUGCACGGGAAGACCAACCCAACCCAAGCACUCAACCACACUGUCACUGAACAGGAGCACUAGUGGUUGUUCCUUUAAGCACUGACUGGAGGGUUCUGCCCAAAGAAUGUAAGAGGAGCGCUGCACCACCUUGUGAACUAGCUGCGCCACUUUGAGAAAUAAGAGGCUUAACUUUAUUUGUUUAUCAUAUAAGGCAACUUUUUGCUCUCGAUUGCAGGAAAUGGCACUUACAGGUGUUGAAAACCUUUAUCAAGUGUAAAUGGCUGAGAGUUGAGCUUUAGACAUCAUAUUAAACAAGCCUUGUGAAUAUCAGCUUGUAUUUUAAGAGCAACAAGUUAGUACUUACAGUGCAUUCGGAAAGUAUUCGGACCACUUGACUUUUUCCACAUUUUGUUACAUUACAGCCUUAUUCUAAAAUGGAUUAAAUAGUUUCCCCCCCCUCAUCAAGCUACACACCAUACCCCAUAAUGACAAAGCAAACCAUUUUUGAAAAUGUAUUAAAAAUAAAAAAACAGAAAUAUCACAUUUACAUAAGUAUUCAGACCCUUUGCUCAGUACUUUAUUGAAGCAUCUUUGGCAGCGAUUACAGCAUUGAGUCUUCUUGGCACACCUGUAUUUGGGGCAUUUCUCCCAUUCUUCUCUGCAGAUACUCUCAAGCUCUAUCAGGUUGGAUGGGGAUCGUUGCUGCACAGCUAUUUUCAGGUCUCCAGAGAUGGUCUGAUCAGGUUCAAGUCUGGACUCUGGCUGGGUCACUCAAGGACAUUCAGAGACUUGUCCCGUAACCACUCCUGCGUUGUCUUGGCUGUGUGCUUAGGGUCGUUGUCCUGUUGGAAGGUGAACCUUCGCCUCAGUCUGAGGUCCUGAGCACUCUGGAUCUCUGUACUUUGCUCUGUUCAUCUUUCCCUCGAUCCUGACUAGUCUCCCAGUCCCUGCCGCUGAUGGUGCCAGGUUUCCUCCAGACGUGACGCUUGGCAUGUAGGCCAAAGAGUUCAAUCUUGGUUUCAUCAGACCCGAAAAUCUUGCUUUUGUCUGGCCACUCAACUGUAAAGGCCUGAUUUGGUGGAGUGCUGCACAGAUGGGAGAACCUUCCAGAAGGACAACCAUCUCCACAGAGGAACUCUGGAGCUCUGUCAGAGUAACCACCUCCCUAACCAAGGCCCUUCUCCCCACGAUGGCUCAGUUUGGCCGGGUGGCCAGCUCUAGGAAGAGGCUUGGUGGUUCCAAGCUUUUUCCAUUUUUAAGAAUGAUGGAGGGCACUGAUCUUGGGGACCUUCAAUGCUGCAGAAUGGUUUUGGUACCCUUCCCCUAGUCCUUUCCGCGACAUGGACAAUUCUUUCGAACCUCAUGGCUUGGUUUUUGCUCUGACUUGCACUGUCAAUUGUGGGACCUUAUAUAGACCGGUGUGUGUCUUUCAAAUCAUGUCCAAUCAAUUUAAUUUACUACAGGUGGACUGAUCAAUGGAAACAGGAUGCACCUGAGCUCAAUUUCGAGUCUCAUAGCAAAGGAUCUGAGUACUUAUGUAAAUAAGGUAUUUUUGUUUUUUAUAAAAUUUCUAAAAACCUGUUUUCGCUUUGUCAUUAUGGGGUAUUGUGUGUAGAUUAAGGUAAUCAAUUAAUUUCAUACAUUUUACAAUAAGGCUGUAACGUAACAAAAUGUGGAAAAGUCAAGAUAUCAAUUUCACAUUCAUCACCGUCUGGUAGAUAAACUGAGAGCUCUUCAUAGGUUCCCAGCAGUCUCUCAUAUAAAACGGUGAGAGAGAGUGGAUUGUGGAGCUGUUUAAAGACUCAGUAAACAGAACCGGGUUUAGGAUAGAAAUCAGUUGACAUUCUUUUGAUUCCAGUUAAACCAAGGAGACGAUGCUUUUAUUUUUAGUUUGUUUUUUUAUUUCGGGGCUUUCUAGCAGUUCCAUCUGCAUAGGCUCAGUGAUGCUAAAACCUCUUCAGUGUUAGCAUUAGCUAGCUGUAGCCUUUUUGCGUUUGAACAAUCAUUCCUGACAGACUGAGUCUCAUUGGGAUGUAUAAAACUAUGAAAGUCUUUUGCAGAGUUAGAUUAACUUGUGCUACAAUAAAAUAGGUUUUUGAAAUGGCUGAGGGACUAGAGCUACCCCUCUGUACAGACAGUCUGGGGUCUUAGCAGAGUGCUACCCCUACUCUCUGUAUUCUACUCGAAGAUAGCUGAGCUGUCAGUAAACAAGUGUGCUUUCAGACGUGUGAAGAUUAAUCUUCUAUCUGCCAAAUGGUUAAUAUAUAUUUUAAUAUAUGGAGUUGUGUAUUAUGAAACCUGUGUAUCUUUGGUGUUAUUCUUUACCAGAUAUCUUUAAUGUAUUGUUGUGGACUACUUUCCUGCAAUAGUCAGGGGUUUGAACAUACAGUAUUGUGUCCUAUGGCAAUUUUGAUGCAAUUUGAAAAUGUUUUGACAGUGUCUGCUCUUUUUUUGAGGCUUUGAGUUUGAAGCUUGUUCCUCACCCUUAUUUUCUUGUAUAUCCUCCUGGUCAUGUUAAAGCAUUUCAGGUAGUUCUGGAUUUUAUUGUAAAACUGCUGUUGGUCAAAACAUUAACUGAAGAUUUAGAUUUUUAAAACAAAAAUGUUUGAAGAGAUGAUGUGUAUAUAUAACAUUAAGAACAACUGAUCUUUCCAUGGUAGACUGGCCAGGUUUAUCUAGGUGAAAGCUAUGAACCCUUAUUGAUGUCACUUGUUAAAUCCACUUCAAUCGGUGUAGAGAUUAAGGAUUUUCAUGCCUUGAGACAUGGAUUGUGUGUGUGUGCCAUUCAGAGGGUGAAUGGGCAAGACAAAAGAUUUGUGCCUUUGAAUGGGGUAUGGUAGUAUGGGGACAGGCGCAACGGUUUGUGUCAAGAACAGCAACGCUGCUAAGUUUUUCAUCUGUGUAUCAAUAUUGGUCCAUCACCCAAAGGAUAUCCAGCGAACUUGACACAACUGUGGGAAGCAUUAGUCAACAUGGGUCAUCAUCCCUGUGGAACGCUUUCGACACUUUGUAAAGUCUAUGCCCCCAUGAAUUGAGGCUGUUAUGAGGCAAAAGGGGGGGGGCUGCACACAAUAUUAGGGAGGUGUUCCUAAUGUUUGUUAUAUUUGCUCUUGUACCCCCAAUUUUGAAUUGUUGCACCUUUGGUUUGCUGUAUUCUACAAUUCAACUGUAAAUGCUGCCUCUUAUCAUACAUUACACCAGGGGUGUAUACUGACUUGCCAACCAUAACAUAGAAUAUGAAAGAUUGUGCUUUUUUUGAACAUUUGUUUAUUGGUUCAGUUGUAUGCUGUCUCGUCAUUUCCUCCCCUUUUUUACAGCUUGAAUCUUAAUUUACUGUUCAUUUAGUUGGUAUUACUAUAAUAAAGCUGUCAAUGUAUAGAUUUAAAAAAAUAUAUUGCACAUUUAUUGAAAAUGAAAUAUAUCAAAGUCAAUGAUGAAUUUGUCUCCCAGUGUUGUUGGAAAGCAGACUGAACAAGGUUUUUCUCUAGAAUUUUCCUGUGCUUAGCUCAAGCAUACCCAUUACAUCAGUGAUGUGUUGUGUUGGAUUUGCACCUAACAUAACGCUUUGUAUUCAGGACAAAGUUUUUAAAAAUGGCAUGUUUUUUGCAGUGUUUUACUAUUAAGCGAUUAAAGCCAUUCAACUCUGA
This is a messenger RNA of Salvelinus fontinalis (brook trout), 5626 nucleotides long. Its product is annotated as kelch-like protein 8. The record is from RefSeq and is a predicted model, not a curated record. Gene Ontology annotation, molecular function: protein binding. NCBI's taxonomy places the organism in Eukaryota, Metazoa, Chordata, Actinopteri, Salmoniformes, Salmonidae. Bases 119 to 1972 code for a protein of 617 amino acids. The transcript has 10 exons.